GUUCUCCUCCUCCUGGAUCCUGGAAAGAUGUCCCCGUUGAGAGUGGCGGCGCAGAGGUUUCUUCGAACUGGGUCCUUGAUGCAAACCGUCGAGGAGAAUGCGGUCGAGUUUCUCAUCCCGCCCACCCAUCGAGUCAAGGUACUGGAUCAAGUGGCUCUCGAGGACCGCCGGAUCGAGGCCGUGAAGCAGCUUGUAAGCCUGGUUGCCGAGCAGGAAGCCCAAGUUCUCAUGCUGAAGAAGCGGGACACUAACCGAGAUACGCUGCUGGGAGUUGCCACCAAGUACCCGGGCGUGUUCCAGGUUCACGACGAGCAGGACGGCCUCGGCAAGUUCAUCUCGGGAACCAAGUACAUCGACCUUACUCCCGAGAUGGACAAGCUUUACAGGGACGAGCUCCGAGUGAUCAAGUCGCGGGACGAGCUCCUGUCAGUAAACAUCGUCAGGAAGCUGCUGAUGAUGGCUGUAGAGCAGGAGAUAUCACUCACCAAGAUUUCGUGGCUGGCGGCCGACUUUGGCCUCCCUCGAGACUUGGACACCGGCCUGGUUCACAGGUACCCGAAGUUUUUCAAUGUCAGAGAGACCAACCGGGGUCCGGUGCUCAAGCUUGCGUCUUGGGACCAGGAUCUCACGGUGACGAGCAGAGAGAAGACGUUGCUGUUUAGCCGGGCCUUCCCAAAGACGGGCUUUCAUCUGGUCGAGCGUCCCCGGCGUCGAGGCUACAAAGCCUUCCAGAGGUUGGAGUUUCGGUCCCCUUACGAGCCUUGGCAGAAGCCGAACGUCAGCAAAGGAUCCCCGGUUGUCGAGAAGAGACACAUCGGUGUCGUUCACGAGGUGCUCAGCCUGCUACCGAGGAAGAGGAUUGCUCUCUCCAAGCUGACGCUGUUGAGGGCCGAGAUGAAUUUGCCGAAGACGUUCUGCUCGUAUCUGGUGAGACACCCCGGCAUUUUUUACGUGAGCGGUGUCGUCGAGCCUCCACUGGUUUUCUUGAGAGAGGCCUUCUUCCAGAACGAGCUCAAGUUCAAAGGUCCCGAGGAUUUCAUCCGCGACAGGUACCUGAUCCUCAUGCAGCGCCAACCGGUCCUUGACGAGACUAGCUGAGAAAAAAAUCGUUGUUCGC
Messenger RNA from Selaginella moellendorffii, 1117 nucleotides. RefSeq names its product protein WHAT'S THIS FACTOR 1 homolog. Lineage: Eukaryota; Viridiplantae; Streptophyta; Lycopodiopsida; Selaginellales; Selaginellaceae. The record is from RefSeq and is a predicted model, not a curated record. The transcript has a single exon. Gene Ontology annotation, molecular function: RNA binding. The coding region runs from base 28 to 1098 and encodes 356 amino acids.